This is a messenger RNA of Anopheles arabiensis, 4846 nucleotides long. RefSeq lists its product as uncharacterized. Gene Ontology annotation, molecular function: RNA binding. The transcript has 11 exons. The record is from RefSeq and is a predicted model, not a curated record. Lineage: Eukaryota; Metazoa; Arthropoda; Insecta; Diptera; Culicidae. Gene Ontology annotation, cellular component: nucleus. Bases 1378 to 3066 code for a protein of 562 amino acids.
GACGUUUGUCGGCCGGCGAAGACACCAAUCCAUCCUGUUCGGUGUGCACUACCGUGUCGCAGUGGUUUCGCCAGUCGGUCGCUUUCAUUCGAACGAACUAGACGCGUUUUCUGUGGUCCGGUGUGUUUUGACGUGCCACUACUACGUCAAGCUGACAGCUGAGUGUUGUGAGUCAUCACUGUGUACGAUCGCGAUACUUAGUUUAGUGUUUAGCUCAAAUUGUUGAAACUUUUUGAUGGCUCUGGCGUAAAAAUUGUGUAAAUUGCAUUGCUCGUUGAUUAAGGGCAAAGUUGUGUUAGGUCGAGCAGAAGUGUAGUAGAUCUUAGUAGGCUCAGUAGGCCUAGUAUACAAAGGAUCCAUCAAUAGAUCUUAGUGUCUAUUACCCGGGGAAUUUGUUAGGAGUGCGAAGUCAUUGCUGUUGAAAAUUGAAGCUUCGAAAAUUCCCCUCCAAAGCUGCAACAUCUCACUCAAGUGGCUCUUGAACCGCUCAAUCGAGGAUCACGAAAACGAUAAGUACCAAGUACUGCUGAUAAAACCCCGUCAGCUCAAUACUCCCAAACAGUGUUGACUAUAAAUCACUGCGCUCUGCGGUGGAGCGAUAAUCCGCUGCACUUUCCAUUGCAAGUAAAAAAACACAAACCAGGCAGAAUCAACAUCGAGAAACGAGUUAAUCACACACUCCACCAGCAGCACUUCUGACACUCAUCCUCAGUUGGCGCUGCAUCGGGGGCUGCAGGUGCAGGUGCUUAUUAGUGCCGGCAGGCUCACGCGUGAAUAGUUGCAGUGGUUUUUUCUCCCCCUUCUACAUCUCACUCCUCCCCCAUAGUCCUCAAAACCAUAAUGAAUGUAAUCGAGUGAUUAAAGCGAGCGGAACGUCGGGAGCGUGAAGGUGAGUCGUGUUUUUGUGUGUAACCGGGUCAAACGGUUGUUGUGGUUAAAGCGUGCAUAUCAUUUGCGUUUGUGCCGGUGUGUGUGUCUGUGUGGUUGGCAAGUGGUUGGUGUGCAGGUUGCACAUGUAGGUGUGCACAAUUUUCAUUACGCUUUCCCCUUUGCCAGACACGUGUGUUGUGUGGUGGAGUCUAGUGUAGAACGAGUAUAGGAGCGCGUUAGGAGGGCGCAUCAUCAACAGCAGCAGCAGCAGCAGUCUAGCACCCCUGACUCAUCUCCUGGGUUUCGUCUUCCGCAGAUGCAAGCGCUGUGCCACCAAGCUAGUGACAUUUUCCUGCCCGUAGGCGUAGUCGGUUGCAAGAGCGUAAUGGUGGUUGCAACCCCAGUAGAAGACUCACCAAAUGACCAACAACCGCAGCAUGUGUGAUAAGUAGGAACAGGUUAUACUUCUUUCGCAUCCUACCCUGGACCGCAACGAACGCAGCCAAGAUGAAGAUGUCAAAACUCUCCAAUCAGACCAACUCCCAGGACCCGCAGGCGGUGAACUCGCGCGUCUUCGUCGGCAACUUGAACACUUUUCAGUGCUCCAAGACGGACGUGGAGCGCAUGUUUCAGCGCUACGGACGGUUGGCGGGAAUUUCCAUGCAUAAAGGAUACGCGUUUGUACAGUUCACUAAUCCAUUCGAUGCCCGGAACGCUUGCCACGGUGAGGAUGGACGAACGGUGCUGAGUCAAACUUUAGAUGUGAAUAUGGUUGCGGAACCUAAACCACAUCAAACCGGUCGGAAACGGCAAAACAAAUCCAAAACCGGAAACGAUUGGGAUUACUACUACGACAGCUACUACGCGUCAACACUGUUUGGGCCGCUACAGCAGCAACCAAACGCACAGCCAAGGCCUCUCAAGCGCCAACGGUUGAUGGCACCGAACCGGAUGGGAAUGACGCCGAAAAUGAACGGUGCUGGACCGAUCCUUGCGCACAGCCACGCACAACAACAGCAGCAGCAACAGCAACAGCAAGUGCUCUCCCAACAACAGCAGCAGCAGCAACAACAGCAGCAACAGCAACAACAAAUGCAUCUCGUAGCACAUUCGCAACAGCUUCAGCAACAAAUGCAAGCCGUGGCAACGGCAAGCCCUGUGCCGGGGGGAGCCUGCAGUUUGGGCGGCUACUACACCACCCCGGUCGGUGGUAACAUUGGCUCGAGCAACGGUGUGCCGAUGCAGGUGCCGAACGGGUGCAUCGGGACGAAUGGUUACAUCAACAACAACAACUGCUUGCUGAACGGAACGGAACUGAGCGGUGGUGGUGGAGGUGUUGUUGGCGGCGCGGGCUGCAACAUGUCAAGCAACAUGUCAAGCUACACCAACGGCCAGCACGUGGUUGGACCGUUCAAAACUUACAGUAAUCCCGACACACUCAUCUGCGGCAACUGCCGGGAGCUGUUCACCGACCUGACGGAGCUGCUGGAUCACAAGCGCAGCUACUGCAAGCUUCGAUUUACCUGCAAGUGUCUCAGUACCUCACCGGUGCAGAAAACUUAUCCCAAUCCGCAGGCUAAGCUGGUGUGUGUGGCGUGCAAGGAUUCGUUCUCCAAUCCCUGGGAUCUGAUGGUGCACGCGCAGGCCGCACACAUGGUAAACAUCUACGAGCUGGGCGAGAGCCCGUCGUCCGGCGAGGACGGGAAGGCGCUGGCGGUGGGAGGCGAUCGGACCGCCAACAGUACGCCCACGAUGCCUUGCUCGCCGCCCGCCCACGAGCAUGGCGUGAAGCUGAAUGGAAUCGGUGCGGUCAACAACCCGCUGGCGAACGGAAUUCACGAGCUUGAUGAUGAGAAGAAUGACCAUGCGGAGGAAACUCAUUCACAGGCGACGCCCAGCUCACCGGAAGCGGGCCUACAGACGGCCUCCUCCAGCGAGGACAUCUCUUCCAUGCACGAUUCGCCCAUCAUCAACGGUGUCAUCGGGAAGGUGGAACCGUCGGCCGGUCUGCUGGCGAACGGGUUUGCCGCCGCAAUGGACACCGGGCUGAAGGUGAACGGACCGGCCAGGGCGUGCAUUAUGUCCGCGCUGAGUAUAGACACUAAGUCUAACCAGGAGUCGGCACUGAAAAUGGUCUCCUCCACGAUGGGCAUAACGCUUACUAACGGGGCGGCUGUAACGGCCGUAACGCAGUAAAGCAUUUGUUGUAAGCGUUCUCGUAGCAGCUACUUUGUUUUGUACUUUGAUUUUCAUUCUUUUAUAGUUUAAAAGCUCGUUUUAGUUUGUUUAGAAAAGAUUUUUUUUAAUAUUUAUUAUCUCUUUCUUUUCUUUUAAAGCAUGUUAGGGUUAACAAUGUAUUAAGUAAGAAAUAUUUAUUACCAAGCAUUCUUCAGAAGCAUGUUUCUGUUGAGCCCCCGUUUCUUAGACGUAAUGAAACUCUAAAAAGCAACAACACAUCAACCGUUCUUCUAAUGAGAGAAACGAAAAGUAUUCUAUUAUCGUAGAUAGUAAGACAAACGUUUAUAUUGAGAAAAGAAACCAAAAGUAACAAAAUACACACCUACAAUGGGAAAAAAACAAAUAUAUGCAACAAAGCAGCAAACAUUAAACCAAAAAAACACACACAAACACAUAGUAAAUAAAGCGAAUGUGCGUUACUAACGGUGGAUUUACGAACAAAAGCUGACAGGCAAACAGGCUGCUUAAAGCACACAUACACUGAAACACACACAUGUACGUAACACUAAACACUAAAUACGGUUAUCGUCUUAACGGGAAGAAUUUGCCUGCAGUAUAAACGUGUUUCAAAUCAGUGUAGAGAAGGAGAGAGAGAGAGAGAGAGAGAGAGAGAGAGAGAGAGGGGGGGGGUGCAAAACAGAACAGCAAAAACAUUUCAAAAUCUCCAACGUAAAACCGUAAAACACGGACACGAUAAAUGAAUACAAAACAAUGAGAGCUUAUGGGUAUGAUUUAUGUUUAUAAACUGCACUGCACAAAGCAGGCGAGGUAAGAAAAAAGGGUUUUCGGCAGGCGAAAGAUGUUCGUUUCACCGUUGCGGCUUUGCGCUCGAACGUGCACGUUUGGUAGUUUGGCUCAACCGAAAAGGGGAAGCUUGCGCAACCAAGAGAGAGAAGGAGAAAUAAAUCUCUGCUUUAGUUACCAAAACAACACCCAUUGUUGAUUAGAUAAUGCCUGCCGGUUUGGCGGGAUUUCACACAAGCAAAGUCGCUUGCCUCCGUUUUCGUCGCUACAAACAAACAAAGCAGCAAACAUAAGGAAGGAAUAGCGUAACAACGGAAGCAAGGGGUAGCUAGGAUUUGACUAGAAAACAUAAAACCCUUCCACAAACACACAGACAAAACAGGUUUGUCGUCUGUUGAGAUAACCCGGAAGUGCUGGUGCGAAGAUCCUUUUUUGCACAAAUCGGCAAAAAUCCACCGUCAAGAUGUGAGGCUUACACACAUGUACAUAUCAACCGCUUCAAACGCGUACCACAGAAAAAAACGACACAAAAGUGCAUAAUAGUCGGUACGUGACGGUGGCGUGAAAUAGGCCACAAGCAGAACGUUAAACGGAACAGGCGGAUUGAACAUGAAACAGGUUUAAAUUAACACUCCCCGAUAAGUAUCGAACGUUUCUUCCCGCGCGUUACUCCUGUUACUAUGGUAUUUUGUUGUAAAGCAGAGCAAAGGAAACCCGCAUUGAACAUAAUCAAACGUCCUCCACCCUUAUCAAAGCAACCCUUGCAGAGCUGCGUGUGCGGAGCGUAUGUGUGCGUUGUCCCGAUCCCAAAGUUUUACGUUGAAUUGUUGUUAGCCCCUGAAUUACACAGUACACAACAAAAUAAAACAACACACAUUUAACAGAGGCGACGAGCUAGUUCAUACUGGAUGUAGUGUUAAGAAAAAUGUUAAACCAAUAUUUAGUUCACAAUAAACAUGAGCAUGAUUUCUCCGGCUAUGGAGAUUGUCUAGUA